Molecule: messenger RNA, 2732 nt
Organism: Aedes albopictus (Asian tiger mosquito)
Lineage: Eukaryota; Metazoa; Arthropoda; Insecta; Diptera; Culicidae
Gene: CCAP-R
Product: cardioacceleratory peptide receptor
Exons: 8
Coding region: 572-1945 (457 amino acids)
Biological process (GO): neuropeptide signaling pathway
Cellular component (GO): plasma membrane
Molecular function (GO): neuropeptide receptor activity; vasopressin receptor activity
Source: RefSeq, a predicted model, not a curated record
CAGUGAAGCAGAAAACGUCUCCCCUGCGGUCCACAAAGCAUUCUGCAACACCCCGCGGAAGAACGUUUAUGCCUCCUCGUAACGGGUCACUACCGAAGCAGAAUGGUACUACGGUCUGUCAUAUUUUUACGACCACAUCAAAUACUGCUUCGCUGUCGUCAUUGCGGUAGUUGCCGUUGUUGCUGUUGCUGCUGCAGCUCUGGGGAAGUCUGUUGCUACCAGCAUCAUCAUCCGAGGACGGCCCACGGUCACCCAAGUGUAACACAAUCUAGACCUCGAUGCGGGACCUUCGCGCCAGCUGGUGUCCUGCUGCUGAUGGCUACAUUCAACCGCUCGCCACCGCCAUCGUUGAUGAAGAUGAUGAAAAUAUUAAGAUAGAGGAUGACGUCCCAAAUGGAAAUGCUUUUACUGCUUCCGCUGACGUCGUUGCCAUAUUGAGACAUUCAGUAGUGGGGCACUGAUAACCGACAUUGAGUGAAAGUGUGCCAGCAAAUCGGAAACGAGGCGAGAAGAAAAAAAAAAGAAUCUCAACAAAGAUUGUGCAACUGAGAGUAAACGAAAGACAAGCAAAAUGUAUCUAGUUAGGGAAAACCUGGUGAUAAGUGAUGUGGAGACGUCCUUGGGCACGGGAUCCAAGGACGAUGAACUGCUGGGAGCCCCAUUUACCACCACCGGUGAGAUGCGGUUCGGAGUCGGAAUGGAACAGCUGGAGCUCAACUCUACCGAAUUCGGGUCAAAUGUUGUACAACUGUCCAGCAUGGAUGACGGUGCCCUGAGGACAAACGACACGACUCUCAACAGCACCGAGCAAGUGAUUGAUAGCUUCUACUUUUACGAGACUGAACAAUUUGCAGUAUUAUGGAUUCUAUUUAUAGUGAUUGUACUAGGGAACUUGGCUGUGCUGGUGACGUUGUUUAUGAACAAGAACCGGAAAUCGAGGAUGAAUUUCUUCAUCAAGCAGCUUGCCAUCGCAGAUCUCAGCGUCGGGCUGCUGAGCGUGCUGACGGAUAUCGUGCAGAGGAUUACCAUUUCCUGGUUGGCGGGCAAUGUGGCCUGCAAAGUGAUACGAUUCAUCCAGGUGUGGGUCACGUACGCAUCGACCUACGUGUUGGUGGCCCUCAGCAUCGACCGAUACGAUGCAAUAACUCAUCCGAUGAACUUUUCCGGCUGUUGGAAGAGAGCUAGAAGACUGGUAGGAGCCGCGUGGGGUUUUAGCGCAAUUUUUUCAUCGCCCAUGUUUUAUCUGUACGAGGAACGUGUCAUUCAAGAUCAACUUCAAUGUUGGAUAGACCUGGGAGACGCACUACGGUGGCAGCUGUACAUGUGUUGGGUGGCCACCUCGCUGUUUGUGAUACCAGCCUUCAUCAUCUCGGCUUGUUAUGUGAUAAUCAUCAAGACCAUUUGGUCAAAGGGUUCGAUGUUGGGUCCGGUUGGUGGAAAACAUCGCUUCCGGAACGGCAGUGCCGAACUGGCCCGGAGGCGUGCCAGUUCCCGUGGUAUCAUCCCGAAAGCUAAGGUGAAAACCGUCAAGAUGACCAUUGUGAUUGUGAUCGUGUUCGUGCUCUGCUGGUCGCCGUACAUCGUGUUCGAUUUGCUACAGGUCUUCGAGCAGAUUCCGAAAACUCAAACCAACAUCGCCAUCGCAACCUUCAUCCAAAGCCUGGCGCCGCUCAAUUCCGCAGCUAAUCCGCUGAUCUACUGCCUUUUUUCGACGCACUUUGUCAGAACGUUGAAAAGACUGCCGCCAUUUCGGUGGCUUUUCCGGUCCGGACUGUGUGGGACUCCUCCGGACGACGUUGUGUCCCACAAUGGCAGUGGGCAGACGAGCAGCAGUCGGUUACGGAACCAUCACAGCAGUGAUUCGAUGAGGACUCUCACCACAUCGCUGACCACAUCAACCCGCAGGCCGGCCACUAUCAUACGAACUUCGAGGGUGGUUAUUUAGCAGCAGCAGGGGUCCAUCGGUGGUACUGCUUACGUUCCAGCCCCGGGAGUGCGGGUCAGCCAUGGAGGGAAAAUAUUCCUGGUACAAAGUUUGCUGUAAAACUAAAGCGCAAAAAAGAUCUAGUCAAAUUUUAUAGCAUACGAAUCGAUAGGCUUAAGCGGAAACAUUUUAAGAUGCAACUUUUACGGUUACCAUUACAUUUUUCGAUGAAUAUUCUAUAUAUUUUCUACCGUUCGCUACAAAGAAUCUACUGUAAUAUGUUAGUCAUGAUAGAUUUUAAAUUAUAACCACACUGAUAUAGGUGCCAGUCCCCGUGAGUUUUUCAAAUCUCACUUUUGUAUAUAAAAAGGCGCCGUACAAGUGCUUUAACUGUCUAUGGCAACAAAGUGUAUACCAAAUAAUAAACGAAAGUAAAUCGAGCGCAUAAUGUAAUCCUAAAGUCGGAAAGCCCAAAAACGUCCCUGAAAACGGUGAAAAAUAAUGCAUUUACUCAUUGAUAGAUGGAUCAUGCGAAAGGAUUAAUGUCAUUUCCCUGUAUUAUACCCGCAUAUACCGUCACAUAUAUGUUAGACUGAUGAUAUUCAACGAUGCGAACUUUACCUACUAAACUUUACCGACACUAACCACCUGUGAAAAUAGCAUUAAACAUAGUUUAUGGAAUCGUUGGGAAUAUACCAGUUGACUUGUUCGAGUUGUGAGCAAAUAUUCCACUCUAGGUAGGUAACUGACCUAUGUACGAAAUUAUUAAAGCAGGCUUGAAUGAUUCGACGCUGGAAGUUUUGAUUGU